CCUUGAUCUUGUCGAGAAACUACGAUGCAGCUCGAGCGUGUAUCCGAAAUUGCCAUGGUCGUGGUGACGGCUGCCGUUUUGAAUAUUUUGACGGACAGUUUUACUCUUUCGAAAGCAUCAAAGGAUGCCAUCCGGCGCGCUUUCAUCGUUCAGCCUCUUGUCAUCAUUCUAGCCAAUAUACGGAUACCAGACAGCGCACCCGUCGUUCCUUUCGCGUGGUUUCACAUAUUUCAUCUUAUUUUGUGGAUAUACGUUUUAAUGCCCCCAUCCACUCCGGCGGGAGUUUUCGCCCCGGUACUGCUUACACACCUCUUGUGGACUCUUGCUAUUCGACAAAACAGUCUAUUCACCACCGGCUCAUAUGGCGCCGUCUUCCGCGCGUCUGUAUAUGCCUUUUACUCGAUGGUCCACGGCAUCAUACUUCUUACGAUGCACGAUGAAACUCUCACCGAGCAAUGGUCGCGUAUUGCUUUACCCCCUCGUAUCGCACCAUUUAUUUGCUUCCUCUACAUUCCUGUGGAGGUAUUUUGGACAUGGAGCAAGAAUAUCGGUCGAGCCUUACUUAACCGACCGUUGAUUGGCGAUACUGAAGAUCUCAUCUGGUUGCGUCUUCUCCAUGGCUGCGAGGGCAUGAGAAAUCCGGCGAACUUUUUGCCCGUAAGUGCUUCUCUGUUCUCAAACCCUCUUGCCAAUGCAUCGGUGAAUCAGCCCCUGCGACGCCAAACUCAGCCGGAUCUGGACUCGCAAGUUUGAGUCUUGCCUGCCCGGCAAACACUCCGCUACAUGUUGCGAGCAACAAAUGCUCCGCCAGUCGUCGACAUUAUGAAUAGCAAACUAAAAUUGGAUCACGCGGGAACUGCGUCCAGCCAAGAUUGAAGAAAGGAUUUUGUCUAUUCUCCAGCAGAGUUUCAUGAUCAGUGAUUGCAAUGUAUGUGUUCGCUGGUGACAAACGGCCAUGGAGCUUGCACUUUGACUUCGUAACUCGUGUAAUACGUUCAAGUCCAAUGAAUAAGUGUACGAUAUAUAUUACAUGAUAUAAUUUAAGCCUUUAGUGUUCCCACAAUAACCUUAGGAUCUAGGUGGAUCAUGCGAAUUGGAUGUUCCAAAUGGUGGCGACUACAACGAAAAUCAUAGCUGUCCAUGACU
Molecule: messenger RNA, 1146 nt
Organism: Desarmillaria tabescens
Lineage: Eukaryota; Fungi; Basidiomycota; Agaricomycetes; Agaricales; Physalacriaceae
Exons: 2
Coding region: 25-753 (242 amino acids)
Source: RefSeq, a predicted model, not a curated record